Molecule: messenger RNA, 1773 nt
Organism: Penicillium manginii
Lineage: Eukaryota; Fungi; Ascomycota; Eurotiomycetes; Eurotiales; Aspergillaceae
Product: acyclic terpene utilization AtuA family protein
Exons: 6
Coding region: 1-1773 (590 amino acids)
Source: RefSeq, a predicted model, not a curated record
AUGUAUCGACAGGCCACCCUAGGCGAUGUUGACUUUAUCACUGGCGAUUAUCUUGCAGAGGUUAACCUGGCCAAUAACGCACAAGCUUGGAGAAACGGAAAGCAUCCGGGAUAUGAACCAACCGCCUGGGAUGGACUUCAGCAGACAAUAGAUGUAAUUGCCCAAAAGGGCAUCCGAGUGGUCAUCAAUGGGGGUGCUCUCGAUCCUAAAGCGCUUGCACUGAAGGUGGAGGCUUUGGUAUCCGAGAAGAAACUCAAUCUUCGCAUUGCGUAUCUCUCAGGUGAUGACCUAUAUCCAACCCUUGGCCCAAAUAUGCCAACCACAAAAGAUGAAUUGCGUCACUUAGACUCUGCAAAUACUUCCACAAUUCCAGCUGAGCUCACUUAUGCGUUUCUCAGCAAUGGUGGGGACCCAGUACCAAUGAUUUCCGCACACGCAUAUCUCGGAGCUCGAGGAAUAGUCGAAGGUCUGAGACGGGGAGCUGAUAUUGUCAUCUGUGGCCGAGUAGCUGAUGCCAGCCCCGUCAUUGCUGCUGCUUGGUUCUGGCACGACUGGUGCGAAACAGACUAUGACGAGCUCGCGGGGUCCUUGAUCGCGGGCCAUCUCAUUGAAUGUUCAGCUUACGUGACUGGUGGUAAUUUCGCUGACUUUGAUAAUUAUGACCUGGAUAGCCUUGUGAAGCCAGGGUUUCCAAUCGCUGAAAUCGCUGUGGAUGGUACAUGCGUGAUUUCCAAACAUCCCGGGACAGAUGGGUUCAUCAACAUGGAUACUGUUCGCUGUCAGUUCUUGUAUGAACUGCAGGGAAAUACAUACCUUAACAGCGAUGUCAGCGCCCAUAUCGCCAACGUAAACGUUGAGGAGGCUGGGAAAGAUCGUGUAUUAAUAUCCGGCAUUCGAGGAUCACCGCCACCGCCGACAACAAAAUGCGCGAUUUUUUACCAAGGCGGAUAUGAAGCCCAGCUCCUUCUCAAUGCGACUGGAUAUGGCACAUCCAAGAAGUGGGAUCUUCUAGAAAAGCAACUCCGUCACUUUAUUCCAGCAGAUAUCAUGAAAGAUCUGGAAACAUUAGAGUUUCAACGAGCCGGAGUUCCUGCUCAGAACCCACAAUCUCAGCUAAACAGCACGACUUACCUUCGAGUUUUGAGUACGUCUCGAAGCCAGAGCGCUGUAAUCGCGGUAGCAAAGGCAAUGGGGAAUAUUUCUCUCAAACAUUUCUCUGGCUUUCAUGCUUCGUUGGAUAUGCGAACAGCGAUUCCUCGACCAUUUCUUGCCUACUACCCAGCAAUAGUCAACCAAUCAGAUAUCAGCGAGACGAUCAACUUCAUCGACGGACCAAACAAGAUAUCUACUUUCGGGACUGGGCACCCACCCCGAUACGAAGAACUUGACACGCGCGAUAACUAUGACCCCAAGGAUCCACAGCUAUACACCUGCGACACUAAACAGAUUAGACUAGGGGAUGUCGCCUUAGGUCGAUCGGGGGAUAAGGGAGGGAAUCUCAACGUGGGGUUCUUUCCUAAAAACCCUCGCCAUUGGCCCUGGCUGCAGGGUUACAUGACCAAAGAUCGUAUGCGCCAACUUAUUGGAGCAGACUGGCAUGACAGUUUCUUUAUCGAGCGCGUUGAGUUUCCUCAUAUACAUGCUGUGCAUUUUGUUGUUUAUGGAAUUCUGGGUCGCGGAGUGAGCAGCUCGAGCCGUCUUGAUGGCUUCGGAAAGGGUUUCUUGGAUUAUGUUCGGGAUAAGUUUGUUGAAUUUCCCGUUGAUAUUCUCUAG